Molecule: messenger RNA, 3028 nt
Organism: Hippocampus comes (tiger tail seahorse)
Lineage: Eukaryota; Metazoa; Chordata; Actinopteri; Syngnathiformes; Syngnathidae
Gene: akt1s1
Product: AKT1 substrate 1 (proline-rich)
Exons: 6
Coding region: 415-1479 (354 amino acids)
Biological process (GO): negative regulation of TOR signaling; negative regulation of protein kinase activity; neurotrophin TRK receptor signaling pathway
Cellular component (GO): cytoplasm
Source: RefSeq, a predicted model, not a curated record
UCUUACAUUCGUCCUCGCUAGCUUCCCGCUGGUGACGAUCCUAGCUAGGGGAGAGGAUCGCUUGAAGAAGGCACAGCACGUUUGACGAAGUAAAGCCAAGUUUAAUCUCGACGAGUAAGUAGCAACUCGGGGGAAAGAAAGCGAACAGGUAUCACCAGCAACUUGGCACCGUUGAUUCUCUCCCCUGGAUCCCUUUUGUGCUAAGAAUCCAUCCAGUCACUCCCAUCAUAUCAUUCACCCAGUGGCCCAUACAAAGCUGCCUGUCCAUCGUCACCAGUGCAAAAAAAAAAGCCAAAACACACCAGCAAGUAAGCAGCUUUGCUUGUUCAAAUACACCAUUUAUUUAGCCAUUAGGGAACUCCACACAAACAUACACACUCGCGCAAACAUCCGCACACAAUACUUGACAGCAUCAUGGCUUCCAUCACCAAGUCGUCCGAGCCAGAGAUUGCGGACAACCACAGGGACAGCUGGGUGGCGCUCCUGGCUGCCGCCGAUGCAUACUGCCAAAAAUCUGGCUCCGAGCUGGCCAUCCUCACGGCGUGCAAGAAGUUCCGCUCCUCAGCGCCAGAAACGGACGCCACCAAGAAGAAGAUGUGGGAGGGCAGCGGUGGUGGCUUUCCCAGGGAGUGCGAGUUCUCGUACAGCGUUUGGGGUCAGGGUUUCUUGGCCGAGUCGGUGCGGCGCUACGUGGACGACAUUGGCGUGUUGCACUCCACCACCUUGCUGACGGCACAGAGGCACACACGACACGCCGCCGCGGAAAUCACAUCAGAGGCCGGGCGCAGUGUGCCUCAUCCUUGUCAUUGGUUGCAGAACGUGACAGGUGAUGGUUUGCUGGGUGGCGUCAGCCCCAACAGCAGGGUGUACUCGCAGAACUACCCGUCCAUCUACAGCUCAGGAGCCAUCCCGGGAGAGGGCAACAACGGCGAGCGCGACAAAAGUACCCUUGAGGCCACCCGCCAGGGCAGGCAGCGCUCCGGCAUUGUCGACCUGGAAGAAGAAUGCGAGGAUGAUGAGGACGAUGAUGAAGAGGAGGACAUGGAUGAGAAGAGACCCUUCGGCAAUGAGAGCUCAGGUGUGUUCUCCAUGGAUGAGGACUCGCUGUGUCGCGACUGCGAGCCCUUCUUUGAAUCUGACGGUGAGGAGGAGAGCACCGAUGGCUCAUUGAGCGAGGAGGCGCCAGCGCCCUCACGGGGCAUGGCCGUGGGCCACCACAGCAUGCACGCAUCACGGCACGCCCACCCAAUGGCGCUGGCCCGCUCGUUGCCCGUCUCUGUGCCUGUAUGGGGGUGCAAAGGGGGGCGGGUGGCUCCAGCGGAAGGCAACAGCGGAGAACGGGUGGGCUGCGCCGAUUUGGAGCACAUUGCCGCCAGCAUGAAGGCCCUUCUGGCUCCUGGUGCCACUGAUGGGACAGAAAUGUUCGGGGCCCUGCCACGUCCCAGAGUUAACACUGGUGAUUUCUCGCUCAAACACUGAGUGCGAGCGCAAGUGGCAACAGUCGUAUGCUAUGUGAAAGCUGCGUGGGAGAAAAAAAUGCACCUCCAUUCAUCUCUCGCUAAUUUAAGGAGGUAAUGCAACACAAAAAAAUGGCUGACGACGCACCUGGAAAGUUCAGAAAUGCUACACUAAUGUGUCACAGCCACACUAAGGGGCGCCACAAUUUCUUUUUAAAAAAUGUUUUUUGUUUACUUUGUUGGAUGACCCACGCUCUAUGUGAAUCCUACAUGCUAAGGUUUUUCGAUGUGCACACGGGUGAGUAGAACUGUUCCACAGCGUUUAAAAUAUUAAAUAAUUGCAAUUAAAACACUAAUUUACACUUUAGGUUGUAACUAUGUUAGCUUUUACUUAGCAUCUUAAAAAAGUGUUUCACAGUUUGUUCUACAUGGAAGGAUGACUUUUCAGAAGAGUACAGACACAAAAAUUGAUCAGAUUAGCAUGUGUGUGAGUUAAUUAGCAUAGCCAGAGAGAGCAGGCAAACACUCCAAAAUACACAAUCUGUUUUCUAUAUGACUACUACGAUAACAAAAGUAUUAAAAAAAAAUCUGCUAGUAAUGCUGUGACGCAGAAAAAUCACCAGCAAAACUUGCAAUUCAUCAGCCAGCUACAAAUGGCUACAAAAAAGAUUGACUCCUCCAAAUAACAUUUUUGCAACAACUUAAUACUUUUCAGAAGCACACAUAUGCAGACACAUAAUUGAUCAGACUAGCAUCUCUUAUGACAACAUUUAGCCUGCUUAAAUUAGCUUGGCAUCAGGUUAGCAAGCAGGAGGCUAGCUAAUCUGCCAAAAUACAUAUCACCAUUUGUUUUGGACACAAAAAGUAAGAUGAAAGUAAAAUAUGUUUUGGUAUUUGGCUGGGAAAGUUGCUCGCCAAUCAAAGUACCGGUAGUCGCUAAUUAGGUCACAGUGUUAUGGACUCUACAAAACAACCUGUUAGGAUUUGAUUAAAAACCAAAAUACCUCAAAACAAGAUUUUGAUUAUUUAUCUCACAAUAUUGAUGGUGCUAAAAUAAGCUAAGAUAACCUAACUACCUAACGGCACAAAUGAAUCAAAACGUAACAACGUUUGUGUCGGUCUUCUGAAAUGUUAAUCUUUUGCACCUUCCAUCAUUGUUGAUGUGGUUUAGCGUGUGCUCUGUUAGCAUGGGGCAGACCGAUGGUAACAAUGGCUCCUGGUGCGUCGUCAGGCCCUCAUUCAAAAACAUUUGUUCUCCUUGAAGAUUAAAAUGUGAAAAGCUAAUGUUGAACAUGUUGGCACACCAGCAGCACCUCUCAUAUUUCAUCAUUCAUAAGUCCUAAUUUACAUAUUUGCCUCUUUGUACUUUGCAAAUCGGUGACUGACUCGUCCAAUGAUUGUACUUUAAAUGUUUGGGGUUUUUUUUGAAGUUGAACGAAUGACCGAGACUGACAGAAGUGAGACGGAAAAAGUUAGAUUGAAAGUAAAAGUGAAAUGUCAAGUGGCAUUUGGGUGGAUGUUGUUGAAGUUCUUCUUUUAUGUUUCUAAUAAAGGAGAAACACCAAGCGAGA